AUGGAUUUCAUUGCAGGUUUGGAAUUUCAAGAGCUAUGUUCCUCACUCUUUGAGGGUUGUGGCCUGUCCACCACAGGAGGUAACAUGAUUCCUGGACAAACUAGGAAAGAAGAUAUGCCCAAUCCUAGUGGGAUUCCACCUCCUGCUUCAGCUACUAAGAACUCAACAGGGAUGGCUAAAGGCACUGCCAAUACAGUGGAACAAAACCUGCCAACGUUUCCUCCCACCGCUGCUACUGGUGGCAUCCAAGCAACAUUGAUUCCUACAGGUUUGGCACCCCAUGUGCCUAAACUACCUCAGAAUCCUACAAAUAUUCAAAAAAUCCAAGUGCCUCCUGGUAUGGUCCACAUUCUAACGGAGAAGGGACGAUUGGCUCUGAUUCCUCAACAAUCUAUGGCACAGGCCCAUCCUGAGGGGCAGAACCAAAAUACCAUGACUCCUGUUCAGAUGUCAACUGUGCAGGCUCCUGGGAUAACAACGAUUGAGCAACAAAUGACAUCAACUACCAUCAUGAAGCAAGUGUCUCAGGCGCAGACAGUGGUACAGCCAAGUAUAACUUUAGGGCAUUCUCCAACAGUGCAGCCUCAGAUUGUUCUGGUUGGUAAUGCACAGACAGCAAAGUUACCAAUAGCCUCUUCCACAUGUUCUGCACCUUCUCAGAUGACUGUACUAGAAGCCACAGCAACUUCUGCUGCUCCAGAAACCGUGGAAAGUGUGAAGAGAUGCAAGAAUUUCCUCUCAACACUAAUCAUGCUGGUUUCAUCUUAUAAAUACGCUCCAAAGAUAGCAGCAAAUAUCAAAGAAUUAAUACAGAACUGUCUAGAAGGGAAAAUUGAAGCUGAAGAUUUUGCCAGCAGAACAUUUCAAGAAUUUCAUUCUUCCCCUCCACCUUACCUUGCACCUUUCCUGAAGAGGAAUUUAGCUGCCCUUCGACAGUCAGUCCCAGAUCCCGCAGCUUUCAUUCGGCAAUGUCAGCAGGAACAGCCCAGUGUCCCAGCAACAAGUACCCUGAAAACAGUGGUACUCAAGAGCUCUGGUCAGUGCACAGCUGGGAAAACUGCUGCCACCUCCUCAAGUACUCGUCAGACACAGUUGACACCAGGCAACGUUAGCAAAGGACAACUUUUAGCUCUUGUAAUCCAACAACCAAAGAAACCAGGGGCACCUCAGCAGGUAACACUGACACCAACCUCUGUGGCGGUGUUGCAACAGCCAGACAAUCGCAUCAGGCUUGUUCCUUCUCAGCAAAUUCAACUAAAGCAGCUUCAAACAGCUUCUGUGGUCAAACCUGCUCUAUUACCUGGAACCAAAGUUCUUAAUAUGACUUUUGCACCAAAGAGUGAAGUGAAAGAACCUGGCCCUUUCAGGGAGGGUGAUGCCAUCACUGUUGCAUCAACGGCAAGUGUCAACUUAUCACAGGAGAGUGCCAGGACAUUGACAACAAAUUCUGAAUCUGAAGGCACAUUAGCAAGUUCUCGUAAAGAGGAUACCUUUCUUCUGUCGGGACUUUUACAAAGAAGAAUGUUAGAAAUUGGUCAAAAGCAUGGAAUAACAGAACUGCAUCCUGAUGUAGUCAGUUAUGUGUCACAUGCAACAAAGCAAAGGUUACGAAACCUCAUCGAAAAAGUAUCCGAAAUUGCUCAACUAAACAAUAUUUCUUAUAAGAAUGAUAAAAGAUAUGAACAGACAAGUAAUGUCCAGGCUCAACUCAAAUUCUUUAAACAGCUGGACCAAAUUGAAAAACAGAGGAAAGAUGCACGAGAGAGAGAAUUUUUAAGGAGUGUGGCAAAGUCUCGAUCUAGACAAGAAGAUCCAGAACAAGUUAGGUUGAAACAGAGGGCAAAGGAGAUGCAGCUACAAGAGCUAGAAGAGAGGUGUCAAAGGGAUACCAAUUUAACUGCAUUAGCAGCAAUUGGUCCUAGGAAGAAAAGGAAAGUAGAUUCUCUGGGACCUGGAUCAGAGACAAAGGGUUCUGGAGAUGGAACAACCGAAUGGUUUACUCAACAAAGGAAAACUCGGGUUAAACUCAGGGAUCUCAUAUAUUGUUUAGGAAAAGACCAAGUGACAAGGCAUUCACUAUUAUUAUACAAAGCAUUCCUUAAGUAAAAUGGAAGACAGAGCUAUUUUUGAUAGGGACAG
Monodelphis domestica (gray short-tailed opossum) is the source of this 2139-nucleotide messenger RNA. Its product is annotated as transcription initiation factor TFIID subunit 4. Lineage: Eukaryota; Metazoa; Chordata; Mammalia; Didelphimorphia; Didelphidae. Gene Ontology annotation, cellular component: transcription factor TFIID complex. The record is from RefSeq and is a predicted model, not a curated record. Gene Ontology annotation, biological process: transcription initiation at RNA polymerase II promoter; DNA-templated transcription. Gene Ontology annotation, molecular function: DNA binding; protein heterodimerization activity; RNA polymerase II general transcription initiation factor activity.